CACUCCUUCACCCACUCACUCACUCACUCACUCACUCACUCAACUGCACCUACACAAUACAGUACUUCCUGCUAUUUCUAAAUACCCUUACCUUUUUAUUCCUUCUUAUUAUUCUAGGUUCUACGUUACCUGAAUACCCUUAAGACCUCUGCAUCUUUUUGAUCCUUUCCUCCCUUUCCUCUUCGGUCGUAUCCUCCCCCGCCCGCGUCUUACUCCUCUUCUCUACAACACCACCUCUCCUCGCGUGCUCGUUCCCCGAUUACCUUUCCCUGAGUCUCUACGCACUUCCAUUAGAAAUCAACCACACUUGGGACAGAUACACAGCUUCUUUGACUCUCAGCUCCUUAAGCGUACCCAUUUGCUGUCCUUCUGAAACGGCCUCAAUCCUACAUUCUUCUUUUCUCAAUACAGCUUACUCUUCCCGGGUUUGGGAGAGCUUCCCCGCACCUACCGCUGCACAACAUCAUGCGCAUCACGGUAAGCGUAAUUCGCCCGGACCAGGCCGAUGCCGAUAUUAUCUCCCUCGAAGUCGGGGCGGAUAUGACCGUCGAGCUCCUGAAAGCUAUUGUUGAAAGUGAAACCUCGAUACCGCCCGACGCCCAGCGACUCGUAUAUAACAAUCAACUCCUCGGUGAUGACUCCCGUACGCUUGAGCAAGUCGGCAUCGGUGAAGGGGAUAUGCUCGGUGUCCAUGUGACGCUGCGAGGGCCCCCCGCGCCCACCCGGAGCAUAGGAGGUCCCAGCUCUGCUGCCGCCCAGCAGAAUCUGCAGCGACGUCAGGCUAUGACCCCAGAUCCCGAGACAAUUCGCCUACAUAUUUUGGGUGACCCUCGUGUGCGGGAAGCCGUCCGAAGGCAGAACCCGGAGUUGGCGGACGCUGCCAACGAUGCGCAGCGGUUCCGCGAGGUCCUCACCCGACAACAAACCCGCGAAGCUCAAAUGGAGGCGGAGAAGGAAGCGCGGAUUGCCAUGUUGAAUGCCGAUCCUUUCAAUCCCGAAAAUCAGAAGCAGAUCGAAGAGAUCAUUCGUCAGAAUGCUGUGACGGAAAACCUCCAUAAUGCAAUGGAGCAUCAUCCGGAGU
Aspergillus brunneoviolaceus CBS 621.78 is the source of this 1081-nucleotide messenger RNA. It is a transcript of the gene ddiA, whose product is annotated as putative DNA damage-inducible v-SNARE binding protein Ddi1. Lineage: Eukaryota; Fungi; Ascomycota; Eurotiomycetes; Eurotiales; Aspergillaceae. The transcript has 2 exons. The record is from RefSeq and is a predicted model, not a curated record. The annotation marks the transcript as partial. Gene Ontology annotation, molecular function: protein binding.